UCAGUCUUGCACAGGUGUACCGGCUCCUCCCCUUCAGUCUUGCAAAGGUGUACCUGCUCCUCCCUUCAGUCUUGCACAGGUGUACUGCUCCUCCCCUUCAGUCUUGCACAGGGGUACGGCUCCUCCCCUCCAGUCUUGCACAGGUUGUACCAGCUCCUCCCUUCAGUCUUGCACAGGUGUAUCAGCUCCUCCCCUUCAGGCUUGCACAGGUGUAUGGCUCCUCCCCUUCAGUCUUGCACAGGUGUACUGGCUCCUCCCCUUCUAGUCUUGCACAGGUGUACUGGCUCCUCCCCUUUCAGUCUUGCACAGAUGUAUCGGCUCCUCCCCUUCAGUCUUGCACAGAUGUAUCGGCUCCUCCCCUUCAGUCUUGCACAGGUGUAUCGGCUCCUCCUCUUCAGUCUUGCACAGGUGUAUCGG
Messenger RNA from Staurois parvus, 417 nucleotides. Lineage: Eukaryota; Metazoa; Chordata; Amphibia; Anura; Ranidae. The record is from the annotation of a GenBank genome assembly.